Molecule: messenger RNA, 1448 nt
Organism: Quercus lobata
Lineage: Eukaryota; Viridiplantae; Streptophyta; Magnoliopsida; Fagales; Fagaceae
Product: Nucleic acid-binding proteins superfamily
Exons: 10
Coding region: 104-1309 (401 amino acids)
Molecular function (GO): nucleic acid binding
Source: RefSeq, a predicted model, not a curated record
CGCACCACACCACACCCAAUCCAAAUGGCUUCUCUAAUAUUUGAAUGACUCUCUCUCUCUCUCUCGCGUUUCCAUUUUCUUUCUUCCGAAACAACCAAAAAAAAUGCCAAUAAUCAGUAGUACCACAACACUAGGAUCAGUCUCUGGCCUGAAUUCCUUUCUCUUCACCAGCGAUGCCUCCUCCUCCCACACUCCUUCUUCAUUCCCUUCUCUCCUAAACUAUUCCAAUUUCUCAAGACAUUCCCACAAAUGCAAGAAAAAGUUUUACUCACCUUUUCAAACUCCCAAAGUCUCUCUCUCUGGCAAUCCCAAAACCGAGCAACCCGCCUCUGCCUCUGCCAACGCCAACGCCGACGCUACUCAACUUCUUGACGACUCACCAGAAUCUGUUCUUAGACAAACUCGGAGAUCUGCUGAUUGGAAGACAGCGACGGCUUAUAUUGAUAGUGGAUUCAUCUACAAAGGAAGGAUUGAAGGUUCUAAUGGUGGAGGUUUGCUGGUCCGGUUUUAUUCUCUUGUAGGUUUUCUUCCAUUCUCACAGUUGAGUCCAUCACAUUCUUGUAAAGAUCCAAGCAAAACUAUACAUGAGAUUGCUAAGGGUUUAACUGGUUCAGAUAUUUCCAUGAAGGUAAUCCAAGCGGAUGAGGAGAACAAGAAACUGAUAUUCUCUGAAAAGGAAGCUGUCUGGUCUCAGUUUUCUGAACAAGUUAAUGUAGGGGAUAUUUUUGAAGCAAGAGUGGGCUCUGUUGAAGAUUAUGGAGCCUUUAUCCAUUUACAAUUUCCUGAUGGUUUGUAUCAUCUCACUGGCCUAGUGCAUGUCUCAGAGGUUUCUUGGGAUUUAGUUCAGGAUGUAAGAGACAUCCUAAGUGAAGGUGAUGAAGUAAGGGUGAAAGUUAUAAGUGUUGAUAGAAAAAAGACAAGGAUUACCCUGUCAAUCAAGCAGUUGGAGGAAGAUCCACUUCUAGAAACUUUAGACAAAGUUAUACCUCAGGAUAUCUCUGCUGUUCCUGAUUCUUUGAGCAAUAGCAAUAUCAGUGACAUUGAACCGCUUCCAGGCCUUGAAACAAUUUUUGAAGAACUACUACGGGAAGAUGGAGUAGAUGAUGUGAGAAUCAGUAGACAAGGGUUUGAGAAACGGGUGGUUUCACAAGAUCUGCAGCUUUGGCUUUCAAAUGCACCACCCACUAACCAGAAGUUCACUCUCCUUGCUCGUGCUGGAAGGCAGGUUCAGGAAAUACAUCUAACAACAUCACUUGAUCAGGAAGGCAUCAAAAGGGCAUUGCAGCGAGCAUUAGAACGUGUGCCUUGAUUUUAAAUUGUGUUCCAUUCUCUGAUUAUUUAAUCAUUGUGGUUUUUCUGUACAGAAGUUAUUGUCAAUUUAUAAUUUGGCCAUUUUAAAUUAUAAUGUUCUGUUAGUUAUAUUCCCAAAACACUUUCUGUUUUUCAUA